This is a messenger RNA of Oncorhynchus mykiss (rainbow trout), 1611 nucleotides long. RefSeq names its product glutathione S-transferase P. Gene Ontology annotation, molecular function: glutathione transferase activity. Gene Ontology annotation, biological process: glutathione metabolic process. The record is from RefSeq and is a predicted model, not a curated record. NCBI's taxonomy places the organism in Eukaryota, Metazoa, Chordata, Actinopteri, Salmoniformes, Salmonidae. Gene Ontology annotation, cellular component: cytosol.
CUACGUAAUGACGUAGUUUUACGUUACAACGUGAUUUAGCAACUUUGAGCAACAAAUCAACCUGCCUCUAGUAACUUACCCUUAAAAUUAGUUCACAGCACUGGUUCCAUAGUUACUGUCAGGGACACCACGACUCUUACAACAUAAAAUGGGUCCCUACACAAUCACCUACUUUGGAGUCCGAGGGCGCUGUGGCGCUAUGAGAAUCAUGAUGGCCGACCAGGGACAGGAAUGGAAGGAGAUCGUGGUGGACUUUGCAGACUGGAUGAAGGGAGAUCUGAAAGCCACUUGUGUAUUUGGUCAGUUGCCCAAGUUAGAAGAUGGAGGAUUUGCCCUGUACCAGUCAAAUGCCAUUCUGAGGCACUUGGGCCGCAAUCAUGAUGCCUAUGGGAAAGAUGGCAAGGAGGCUGCCCUCAUUGACAUGAUGUGUGAUGGCGUUGAGGACCUUCGUCUUAAAUACGUAAAAAUGAUUUACCAGGAAUACGAUACUGGUAAAGACGUAUACAUCAAAGACCUUCCUAACCACCUUGACAAGUUUGAAGCUGUGAUGGCCAAAAACAAGACUGGUUUUCUUGUUGGCGACAAGCCUUCCUUUGCUGACUAUAGUCUGUUUGAAGUCCUUCUCAACCACCUGGUGCUCUGCUCCAGUUGCCUGGAUACCUUCCCCUCCCUGAAGAGUUUUGUUGAGAAGAUGUCUGCCCGUCCAAAAAUCAAGACCUUCCUAGACUCUGAAGCCUACAAGAAACUGCCCAUUAACGGCAAUGGCAAACAGUGAAUUCUGCUGAACAAAGGAGGCUAAAUUCCACCCCUUAUACUGUAACCUGAAUGGUCAUGGAUAAUAGCCAUUUUUUUGUGUGUCCAACUUACACAUUAGCCUACAAUAAGCUUGUAGUUAACUUUAUGUACAAUUGUUAGAUACUAAUGACUUGUUUGACAUGAUGAAUUGUAAUUGUCAUGUGUGUAAUUGUCAAGCACUUUUGAACUUGAAAUUUAGUAGACAUUUACAGGUUCUAUAGUACAUGUAUCACUUCUUUGCAGUUCUGUGAAUAUUAUGGCAAUUGCCAUUAUAAUGACAAGCCAUGAAGAAGAAUUGGUACAGUACAUACAUAAGAUGGUCAGUAGGGGGCACUCCUCUCCUUGGCCUUUUGGCAUACCGAGGUAAAGACCCAUUCAGAUUGGAUAUUCGGCUGUAGUUUUCCUUUGUCUUCCAACAGCAGUUAGGGACCAUCAACAUAGUGACAAAUCAAAUUUUUCAAAUUUCACUGGCUCUUUAACCAUUACUCCUAAAACUUUAAACUGGUUCUAGCUAACCCGAUGGCAUAGACACAUUGUAAACUUUUUUUUUUGUAGAUUUACAUCUCUCACUAUUAUUUAUUUACAUUUUUGAAAUUCAAUAGCACCCACACAUUUUAACAAGGUUCAUGAUGUACACUCAGUGGGCCUACAUAUUGCACACCCAUUUGUUUAUCAAUUUGCAUCUCACGUGAUUUUAGUUUCAUUUUAAAUGUUUUUCAAUGUUUCUAAUUUGAAUUGCUCCUUGGUCAUGUGACCUACAAUUCUCAAACUACUUUGAGUAUCCACUCACUAGCAAUAUAUAUUGCACACCCUAUA